Molecule: messenger RNA, 1011 nt
Organism: Ziziphus jujuba (common jujube)
Lineage: Eukaryota; Viridiplantae; Streptophyta; Magnoliopsida; Rosales; Rhamnaceae
Product: zinc finger BED domain-containing protein DAYSLEEPER-like
Exons: 3
Coding region: 458-919 (153 amino acids)
Molecular function (GO): protein dimerization activity
Source: RefSeq, a predicted model, not a curated record
AAUUCAGAUCUAAAACUCAAAAGUCGAGAGUCAAGCCCUAUUUUUCAAUUUUGCAUCUUAUUCUCCAGCACACAACGCAGCCACCACAGACCACACCAGCCAGCCCCAUCUCCAAUCUCCAUCAGCCAUCAAAGCCUCCUUCCUCUACCCCUGCUUCUUCUCUCUGCCUCACCAGCCAGCCCCAUCUCCAAACUCCAUCAGCCAUCAAAGCCUCCUUCCUCUACCCCCUGCUUCUUCUCUCUGCCUCACCAGCCAGCCCCAUCUCUAAUCUCCAUCAGCCAUCAAAGCCUCCUUCCUCUACCUCCUACUUCUUCUCUAAGAACAAAGGAGAACAGUGAGUCGUUUGAGAGUUGAACUGUUGAAGCAACUGAGAGUUGAAAGAACAAAGGAGAACGAUUUGGGUUCGGCAUUACAGGGUCUUUGAGAGUUCUCUGCAGAUUCUUGACGAACGAUAAACAUGGAUGGACUUCAAAUAAAUCUUGAAUCAAGUAGCUUUGAAAUGCCUAUUAAUUUAGAAGAUGUUGCAAGUCCUAUGGAGGGAGUCACAAGUGGGCAUAAAGUGAAACGCAAGAGAAAACUCACUUCAAAGGAAUUUAAUAUUUGUGAAAUUGAAGAGUUAGGUGCCAAUACACAAAAAUCACAAUUGGAGCUUUAUUUAGAGGAGCCAAGGAUGGCUACUAAAAUUGAAUUGAAUGUGCUUGAUUAUUGGAAAGCAAAUCAGUUUCGUUAUCCUGAAGUUGCUUCAAUGGCUCGUGAUCUAUUGAGUAUCCCUAUAUCCACCGUUGCUUCUGAAUCUGCUUUUAGCAUUGGUGGACAAGUAUUAGAUCAAUUUCGUAGUUCAUUAAAGCCUAGCACUGUUGAAGCGAUAGUUUGUACAAGAGAUUGGUUAUUUGGGCAAAGAGGUAAUUAUUUUUAUUAAUGUUUUCUUUAUUUCAUUUGCAUAUAUUAAUAAUUUUUUUGUUUCACUAAUUUAUUUUAUUAAUGAUUUUUUUGUUUCACUAAUUUAUGGAA